Molecule: messenger RNA, 2295 nt
Organism: Mytilus trossulus (common blue mussel)
Lineage: Eukaryota; Metazoa; Mollusca; Bivalvia; Mytilida; Mytilidae
Exons: 13
Coding region: 140-2239 (699 amino acids)
Source: RefSeq, a predicted model, not a curated record
UAAACACAAGCUUUCCAGCACUUGAACUGUAGAUAUAUCUCAUUCUUAACAGUGAAAAUUGAAGGACGGUUAGUUUGACUUUCUUUAAAGCAUAAGUACAUGAGUUUAUUGUAUUGUUAUCUCGUCUAGGACAACAAUCAUGUCAUCAAAAGAUAUCAGAAGUAUUCUACAAAAUGGAGGAACAAUACUGAAUACAGAGGGGUACAUGUGGGAGUUCGGUAGACGGGGAUAUCUUAAAUAUGGAGCAUAUACACCGGAAGUUGUUCUCGAACAUCCCGAUCUUGUGGAGAGUAUGUACAGGGAAUUUGUUCAUGCAGGAUCAGAUGUUGUGCAAGCAUUCACUUAUUUUGCACACCGGGAAAAGUUAAAGAGUGUUGGUAGAGAGGAAGAUCUAGAAACAUUGAACAGGACUGCUUUAAGACUUGCGAGAAAAGUUGCAGACGACACAGACAAAAUAAUGGCAGCUGGAAUAUGCAAUACUGGAGUUUGGGAUCCCGAUAACGAAUCUACAAAAACACUUGCAAGAAAAAUGUUCAAGGAACAGGUAGAGUGGGCGGUUGAAGAAAAGGCCGACUAUAUCAUUGGUGAAACCUACAAUGAUUCAGGGGAAGCCAUGGCAGCGUUAGAAACAAUAAAGGAAUAUGGGAAAGGUUUACCUGCGGUAAUAACUAUGGCUGCUUAUUUCCCGGACACGACUGUAGAUGAUAUACCAUUCCCACAAGCUCUGAGAAAACUGGAAGAAGCAGGUGCUGCUGUUGUGGGUCUUAACUGCGCAAGAGGUCCAAAAACCAUGUUACCUUUAAUCAAAGAGAUCAGAAAAGUUGUCAAGGGUCCUAUUGCUGCCAUUCCUGUACCAUUUCGUUGCACAGACGAAUUCCGUACGUUCCAGUCACUUAAAGACCCAGAAACAGGUAAACACCUUUACCCAAAUAAUUUAGAGAGCGUAAGAUGUAAUUCAGAGGACAUACGGGAGUUUGCAGAAGAAGCCAAAAGAAUUGGUGUUCAGUAUAUUGGUCUGUGUUGUGGAAAUUGUUCAGCUUUAUUCCGAGAGCUGGCUGAAAGUUACGACCGAAAACCACCAGCGUCUAAAUAUGCUCCUGAUAUAUCACUUAGUAGUGUGUUUGGGGAACCAUCUGGCAAGAAAUAUGGACGUGCUGACAAAAUUAGGGCUUUUAUGCUAAAUUUGAAAUAUUAUAUUACCCAACGGUUAAGAAAUGGAGAGACAAUUCUUGUUGCCGAAGGCUACAUGUGGGAAUUUGGUCGUAGAGGCUACCUCAAAUAUGGUGGAUUCAUACCGGAAGUUGUUUUAGAACAUCCAGAUUUAGUUGAGAGUAUGCACGAAGAGUUUGUUCAUGCUGGUACAGAUGUAGUAGAGGCUUUUACGUAUUACGCCAACAGAGAGAAGCUUCGGUCUAUAGGAAGGGAGGAUGAACUUGAGAAACUGAACCGAACGGCUCUUAAAAUAGCAAAAAAAGUGGCAGUCCGGCACAACAAACUAACGGCAGCAGGUCUUUGUAAUACACCUUUAUAUGUUCCAGGCGAUGAUACAUGUACUGCUAAAGUUAAAGAGAUGUUCAAGGAACAAAUAAAAUGGGCAACGGAAGAAAAAGUAGACUAUAUAAUAGCAGAAACGUUCAAUGAUUUGGGAGAGGCAUUGCUGGCUUUAGAAUGCAUCAAAGAAUUUGGAAACGGUUUAUCCGCUGUUAUAACACUGACACCCUAUGGACCAGAUAUUACCACAGAUGAUGUGCCAAUACCUGAGGCUUGUAGACGUCUGGAGGAGGCUGGGGCUGCAGUUGUAGGUCUGAAUUGUGGGAGGGGUCCUGAAACUAUGCUACCUCUUCUCAGAGAAGUCAGGAAAGUUUGUAAGGGUCCAAUAGCAGCAUUACCAGUGGCUUUCCGUUGUACGGAGGAUUGUAAGACUUUCCAGUCCAUCAAAGAUCCAAAAACAGGUGAAUACCUAUACCCAGUUGACUUAGAUAGUGUUAGAUGUAAUUCGUCUGACUUUGAGAAGUUUACAAAGGAAGCAUUGGAGAUAGGCGUAACAUAUCUUGGAAUCUGCUGUGGAAACUGUGCCACCUAUUUCCGUGCGAUGGCCGAGGCUUGUGGAAAAACACCACCUAGUUCAAAAUAUACAUAUGAGUCUUCACUAAGUCAUGUAUUUGGGGCACCAGAAGGGCAAAAGUACACAAGAGCAGAUAAAAUCCGCGAAUUUAUGUUGGACAUUAAGAAGAAUUAAAAAUUGCUUGUUUAAAUUUAAAAAAAAUGUUUAAAAGUAGUAAAUUACUUUGUAUG